AUGAUAAUCCAAAAGGUUAGCUAUACCAUAUCUGCAAACAUAUGUUGUCCAGCUGCUGUACAGAAAAAUUUAUGCUUGUCCCACAUCGACUUAGAAGAAGAGGCGGCAGCUCGUUUGACAUUGCAGCCCUUAAGAACCCAUACACAGAUCCCCCAUCAGAUAUAUCUUAUCCCAAUGAUGGUCGAUAAUUACCCUUACUAUGUCCUUAUUAUGAACCCAAACGCCGGUUAUAAAUCACUUGAUAUUGUUGUGACCGAGACUGGAUGGCCUUUAGCUGGCGGAAUUACUGCCAGUGUCGAGAAUCAGAUUCAAAAUGUCAAGAACGUUUGUCCAAAUAGGCCUAACAAGCCUAUUGAGACUUAUUUGUAUUCCAUGUUUGAUGAAGAUGUUCAGGGUGCAGCUGCGAUUGAGAGGCAUUUUGGUUUGUUUACCCCUAUGAAAGAACUGAAGUUCGAGCUUAACUCUUAA
Molecule: messenger RNA, 468 nt
Organism: Amaranthus tricolor (Joseph's coat)
Lineage: Eukaryota; Viridiplantae; Streptophyta; Magnoliopsida; Caryophyllales; Amaranthaceae
Product: lichenase-like
Exons: 3
Coding region: 1-468 (155 amino acids)
Biological process (GO): carbohydrate metabolic process
Cellular component (GO): plasma membrane
Molecular function (GO): hydrolase activity, hydrolyzing O-glycosyl compounds
Source: RefSeq, a predicted model, not a curated record